Durotheca rogersii is the source of this 2041-nucleotide messenger RNA. RefSeq lists its product as uncharacterized. The coding region runs from base 519 to 1787 and encodes 422 amino acids. The record is from RefSeq and is a predicted model, not a curated record. Lineage: Eukaryota; Fungi; Ascomycota; Sordariomycetes; Xylariales; Xylariaceae. The transcript has 3 exons.
GCGCAGAAACCGAGAAAAGCACGCGCCUCCAGCUCGGUGUAGGCUGGCCGAGGCCCCACACGCCUUCUCCCCGCCAACCAAUGGACUGGUCUGUUAUUCUCCCUCGCCAGCGAACCGCUCAACAGGGGGGCGAUACACCGGCUGUCGACUCCCAGCCACCCCUCGAGACGUCUCCGACGAAAACAAUCCUAUCGGGCUCUUUUCAGUUGGCCGCAUUGCAUAUUGCCUACGCAGCAAGCUGCCCCCCCGACCGACCUCGUACACGUAGCUCAGCCCCAGCUGGCAAAUUUGGUACUGCUUCCCAGCCCGCUAAUUUACGAGGGCCACAACACGUCAACCUCGCCCGGUACUACCUCUGCUCUGGCCUAUGUAGGUAGUCCUGUCCUGUCUCGACACCAUCCGAUACGGUCGCGGAAUUGCUUGCAUGCUUGCUUGCGCCCUGUUUCGCAUCCGUCACUCCACUACCGCGCGCGACGCCGACCAGGCACGUUUUGCGAUGAUCCAAACCUGAACGAUAAAUGUCGUCGUCGUACGAAUCGUCGAGGUCUCGCCGAGGGGGCUGGGGCCACUGGGUCCCGAUUGUCAUCACUCUCACCGUCGCCACCGUCGGUGUCGCGGCCUGGGCGUGGAGCCAGCGCAGCAACAACGAGGGAGACGAGGAGAGCGAUCUCGAGCCCGCCGCUGGCCUCGACUACGAAAAUGCAGACUACGGAGACAACCCACCCUACGGCGCGACGUCGCGAGCGGCACGUCUAGGCGCCGACGGCGGCUCUCCCGUCCAGCCCGGCGACGCGAGCUACGGCGUGGCCGAACUACAUCCCGAGACGAGCGGCAUCUCGUCGGCGUGGAGCACGCAGGUGUCUGGUGCGCUCCGGCGAACCCCGAGUCCGCAGCAGUUCUUCUCAAAUGCGGGUAAGACGGUGGCGGCGGGCAUAGCGGGGGUGGGCACCGUUUUCGGCAGCGCGCUGGCUGCCAUACGAGAAGAUGACAAGAACGCAUAUGCUGAUCACGAGACGUGGUCAGAGGAAGCCGAAGCGAGAAAGGAGAAACAGCCGUCAACGUCCCAGCCCAAGGACGCCAGCAAGGGCCGCAAGACAGUCGCUAUCGUCGUCUCUGCCGACACUAAUGCCGACGAGUUUACCGGCGACGGCUUCCACGAACAUGCUUCUAUCCUCUCCUAUAUCCCUCGAGAUGUCGAUUUUUCCACGACCAAGUUGUUUGUCCUGAUCUAUGCGCCGGGUCUCAAGGACUCCGCCCUAGAGGCGUCGAGUGGCAACCUACCUCCUGCCUCUCUAAGCUCGUCCUUCUCCAACAUCGCAAACGACCAGGAUCAAACGCCAGGGGAGGAGUCAAAGAGUCCAAUGUUGAGCGUCCAUUCGGUCAAUUCGCCUUUUCACGCCGUGUAUUCGCAAGCGCUUGCCCUAGUGGAGAAGGAGACGAUGGUGCUCCCGUUCACGACGGUCAACGGCCACGUGCAUAUCCUACGACACCUACACCCCGAGGUGGUGUACCUCCAGGAAUCUCUAGCCGGCCCCGACGGCAACGUCGUCACGCAGCUACAGACCUGGCUCAAGCACGACGUCAUCCUGGUGGUCGGAGUCGACGGCGGGCACGGCGGGCUGGCGGACAGCGACUCGGAAACCGAACAGCCAGGAAAAGAGAAGGAGAAGAGAGCAGACCUCUGGUGGCAGCGGGAGGAACGGACUGGCCGAGGCCGGGGCGUGGUCGUCGUGGACAGUCUGAAGGUCGGUGAUGAUUGGGCUCGGCGGGUUCGGGGCAAAGAGUGACGAUGAUAUCUUGGGAUCUCGGGGUGGCUCACUUUCAGCAAUGCGGGCAUGAAUGGCAUGCGUGAAACGUUCAAGUUUUUUUGAUACUCAAUCCCCCGAAUACAUAGGCCACGUUUUUCCUAUGCUGAUAGAAAUAGGAUAGUGAUAUAUAUAUAUACGUAAGUAUGCGUGUGUGUGUGUGUGUGUGAGUAUGUUAUGUGAGAGGGAAAGAAGCUGAGGAGGAGAGAUAAUAACCUCUGAGGUGAAAGUUCUCG